Nycticebus coucang (slow loris) is the source of this 2719-nucleotide messenger RNA. RefSeq names its product matrix metallopeptidase 23B (gene MMP23B). The transcript has 8 exons. Gene Ontology annotation, biological process: proteolysis; collagen catabolic process; extracellular matrix organization. The record is from RefSeq and is a predicted model, not a curated record. The coding region runs from base 1419 to 2666 and encodes 415 amino acids. Gene Ontology annotation, cellular component: extracellular matrix. Gene Ontology annotation, molecular function: metalloendopeptidase activity; zinc ion binding. NCBI's taxonomy places the organism in Eukaryota, Metazoa, Chordata, Mammalia, Primates, Lorisidae.
AAAAUAUCCUCUAGGCGUGGGCACGGGCCAUUCCCCAUAAUCCUGGCUACGGUCGGACAAGGAAGGGGACCCGCACUGUCCCCUUCUAGGGCCCCCACGCCGCGGGACCUUCCACUGUCCCCUGCUUUCUCCGUCCUGGGGGCGGGCUGUGGAGUCUGCCCAGCAGGGAGUGGGUGGGGGCCCAGGCAGUGUCGGGCCGUGAGUGUGGGCGGAAGGGACGUGGGCCCGAGGAAGAGGCAGGCCCAGCAGGAGGGGCCGGUUUUUGGGAGCAAAUAUUAGCCAGGAAGAGGUGGGUGCUGCUGUUGGCUGGACCCGGCUGCCAGGCGCUUUCCAAGAACCACCCGCCUUGCUCCUGCCGACCUGCGGCAGCUAGCCAGUUGUUUGGCACUGACCCCACUGGUGAGGCUGCGGCUGCCACUGUCAUCCUGGGCCCAAGGCUGGCACAGAGAAGGGGAGGGACAGGACAUGAGCUUGGUCUGCCCCGAGCCCCUGGCCCACACCCCAUAGUCUGUGACCCCGGGGCACCAGUCCCUAAACCUCAGCUCACAGGCCAGAGGGGCCCUCACCAACUCUGUGCCUGGACUGCCUGUCCAGCCUGCUGGCCUCAGUACCUCCACCCUGGCCAGGACCAUCCCAGGUCUCUGCUCACACCUGCCUAGCUUCCAGAACCCCAUCGCCUCUCUGGUGCCCAGUCUGGGAUUCCAAGUCCCUCUGCAGUAGUUCCUCCUAUGUGGCCCCCUGCAAAGUUCCACUGCCAAGGCCCACCCCUCCAGCCUCUUCCUAGCCCUAGUGGAACCCUUGGGGUCCCCUUCCUCCUGCAUCCAACCUUGCCUCUCUGGGGACCCAUCUCUACUUCCCCCUUAGCUGCCCCAUAUCUAUACUCACUGCCACGUCCCCUUCCUGUCGCAUCCCUCCCCUCUCUCAGGGACACUGUCAGGCCAGUGCAGGGGGAGACAGAGACUCUGCUCACUUGGGGUUCAGACUUUUGGGAGAAUUCCGUUUGGGAUAAAAGCCAUUGGGUCGUUCAGCUCCCAGCCAGCUUGGAAGACUGUACUGACUACCCUUCCACAAGCCUGUGCCCCUGGAGCCUGCCCUCCUGGCUGCCCCGAGGCCCUCUUCAUCUGCCACUCCCAGGAACCCCGCCUAGUAGGCGAUGCCCAGGCCACUGCCACCGACCCACAGACCUGCCGGCAUCUCCAUGGCCCUGGCUGAGGCUACCAGCUGCUCCCCACAGCAGUCGGCCAGCUGGUUCCCUUCAGGGGCUGCUGCUCCGCCCCCUCCCCACCCCUGGGGCUGUAAUCUGAGCUGCCCGCUGCUGCCUCCCCUCCCAAUCCUUGGCUGCGGCGAAGAGGGCUUCUCGGCCUAAGUCCCCCAGCUGCGCUGCCCCAUGCGGCCCUGAGCCCGACAGCGAGUCCACUAUGGGUUGUGGGGCCUGUGUCCCCUCAGAGGCCACAGGGGUUGGCAUCCAGGGCCGCCGGCUGGGAGCCGUGUUGGGCGCCCUGUGUGUCUUCCCCACGCUUGUGCUGCUGGCCUGGCUGGGGGUCCCGGUGAUGCCGGCCUGGAGCGCAGGGCAGUCUGCUUUCCGCACCAGCUUCUGGGCUUGGGGGCUGACCCUGCCGGCUCCCGCCACACACCUUCUGCCCUUGAAGGGAGACAUCACUGCUCUGGACCCCUCUGGGGUCCCAGCCACCUGGAUCCCGGGCCCACUGCCCCCCCGCAGACGCCGUUAUACGCUGACCCCAGCCAGGCUGCACUGGGACCACUUUAACCUCACCUACAGGAUCCUCUCUUUCCCGAGGAACCUGCUGAGCCCCCGAGAGACUCGGCGGGGCCUGGCAGCCGCUUUCCGCAUGUGGAGCGACGUGUCCCCCUUCAGCUUCCGCGAGGUGGCCCCUGAGCAGCCCAGCGACCUGAGGAUAGGCUUCUACCCAGUCAACCACACGGACUGCCUGGUCUCUGCGCUGCACCACUGCUUCGAUGGGCCCACGGGGGAGUUGGCCCAUGCCUUCUUCCCCCCACAUGGCGGCAUCCACUUUGACGAUAGCGAGUACUGGGUUCUGGGCCCCACACGCUACAGCUGGAAGAAAGGCGUGUGGCUCACAGACCUGGUGCACGUGGCGGCCCACGAGAUCGGCCACGCGCUGGGCCUGAUGCACUCGCAGCACAGCCGGGCACUCAUGCACCUCAAUGCCACGCUGCGCGGCUGGAAGGCGCUGUCGCAGGACGAGCUGUGGGGGCUGCACCGGCUCUACGGUUGCCUGGACCGGCUGUUCGUAUGCGAGUCCUGGGCUCGGAGGGGUUUCUGCGACACCCGCCGGCGGCUCAUGAAAAGGCUCUGCCCCAGCAGCUGCGACUUCUGCUAUGAAUUCCCCUUCCCUACAGUGGCUGCCACCCCACCACCCCCCAGGACCAAAACCAAGUUGGUGCCUGAAGGCAGGAAUGUGACCUUCCGCUGCGGCCAGAAGAUCCUCCACAAGAAAGGCAAAGUGUACUGGUACAAGGACCAGGAGCCCCUGGAGUUCUCCUACCCCGGCUACCUGGCUCUGGGCGAGGCGCACCUGAGCAUCAUCGCCAACGCCAUCAACGAGGGCACCUACACCUGUGUGGUGCGCCGGCAUCAGCGCGUGCUCACCACCUACUCCUGGCGUGUCCGCGUGAGGAGCUGAGCUCCCGGAGCCCUUUGGGCGACCUCCUGGCUGAUAAAGCACUUUCUCUCUGA